Messenger RNA from Anisakis simplex (herring worm), 1056 nucleotides. The record is from the annotation of a GenBank genome assembly. Lineage: Eukaryota; Metazoa; Nematoda; Chromadorea; Rhabditida; Anisakidae.
AUGAACGGCGGUAAUUGGACAACACGAGGUGUGGGCGGAGUUAGCAGUGAUUCAUAUUUGCAACAAGGAGGAGGAGGCGGUGGUCUUUUUGAUAAAAGUAAUAAUCGACAAAAAGAUCGAUACGAUUCCUCCUCGUCCUACUCAUCAUCAGGCGGAGGUCUGUUUGGAGGGCCAAGUUGUAGUUGUUCAUCCGGUUCAUACGGUGGACUCUUCGGCAGGAAAGCGUUGACAUUCAUGACGGCAUCCAAACUAAACUCAGCGAAUCCAAAUCGAAUUCUUCUAAAGUGUGAUACAACUUGUUUUAUUUAUGUUAAUGGUCACUGCCCACACAAACUUGAACUGCUUAAGCUGUCAGCUCGCCGCUCACAACCAGUCACUGGAAAGAGAAACGCAUGGAUAUCCUCGAUGUUAAAACAAGAGCAUGGGAACAUCAGGCUAAGAGCUCGUAACAAAUUUCCCGCAUCCACUGCAUCCCAAAUUGGUGGUGAACCUCUAAAAGUAUCGGAAAUGCUCAAAGUAUCAGGCGAUGCCAUGCGAAUAACGCCAAACCAUUUCGACAUCCCAGUGAUUAAAGGCGAUGCAAAUGCGGAAGGUUCAGGCGAACUUCAGCAAUCAAAUAUUCACAACAGAUGCGUGCAAAAUCCACCAACUGCUGUAUCGAAUCUCGAUAUACAUGCAGAUUGUGGAACGCAGCUGCCUAGUCCACCUUGUUCUCCUUGCUUGCCAAGGAGAACGGUUGACGAUAUGUUUUGCACAUGCUGUCAGCAAUAUGUCCCACUGAAAUGUCACAGUUUGUGUAUCUACACAUAUCUGAGAACAGCGCAUGAGGACAUUUGUGGUUUGGAAUAUUUGAGUGCGAUUCUGCAUUAUGCGAGUAGAAAUCAAGAUAAUCGAAAUUACUGCCGUUAUCUUGAUUGUGGGUGUAACGUUCGUAGGUGUAACGUCGGUGAGUCGGUCGAUCGUGCUAGCACUUUAGAAGAAGACGAUGUGGUAUGUCUUGGCAACUGGAAUGUUAUCAUGUAUUGUGCACGUGCUGGUAUAAACAUUAUUUAUUGA